Suhomyces tanzawaensis NRRL Y-17324 is the source of this 534-nucleotide messenger RNA. RefSeq lists its product as uncharacterized. The record is from RefSeq and is a predicted model, not a curated record. Bases 99 to 371 code for a protein of 90 amino acids. The transcript has a single exon. Lineage: Eukaryota; Fungi; Ascomycota; Pichiomycetes; Serinales; Debaryomycetaceae.
GGCGUUCCGGUGGGGUGCGGAUCAUGAUGCCUGUGUGGGACGUACCUGGAGCUCCUGUAGCCAUCGUUAUGGAUGAAAGUUGGUGAGCGGGAACUGAAAUGGUGAGACAGAUCACGUGCUGGUGGAGUUUGAUGUCUGCCCACCCCGGCGUUUAUGGGACGAGAAUGAAAGAGAUACUUGUUAGAUGGAUGAGGAGAAGGGAAAGGCAAGGUGGUGGAGAUAAGGGAGGUUAUUGUCGUGGUACAAGCGGUUUUGAACUAACUGUCUUUUUGUGUUUCUGGUGCCAUGGAAAAGGAUUCAGGAAGAAAUGGCAGCACAUCACGGCCAGGAAAUCCGACCAGCAAAAUCAGGCCAGUACAAUCUUUGCUUGAUUCUAAAGGGCGAGAUAGAAGUGUGCUGUGGCAGGACUGUGGUAUUGCUGUACCGAGCCUUGUUUGAACCUAAGGGCAUACGUCCCCUUUCUGCAACCAUUAUCGCCCAUACCGCUACACGCACGGAUUUACAUUAAGCUGUUAAUCACUAAACAUGCUCUGC